Messenger RNA from Panicum virgatum (switchgrass), 2056 nucleotides. RefSeq names its product F-box/kelch-repeat protein At1g51550-like. NCBI's taxonomy places the organism in Eukaryota, Viridiplantae, Streptophyta, Magnoliopsida, Poales, Poaceae. The transcript has 2 exons. Gene Ontology annotation, molecular function: protein binding. Bases 274 to 1713 code for a protein of 479 amino acids. The record is from RefSeq and is a predicted model, not a curated record.
AAGCCGGCCACACUCUCCCCCUCCACAUCCCCCCUCUGGUUUGUUUGCUCGCUUGCUGGUGGAGCUCCCAAGGCCCCAGCGCCCCUGGCAAUCGGCUUCUCCUCCACUAGCCAAGGCACCACAGACCCACUUCUCGGCUCUCACAGGAUCCAAGCAGUCGAGCACAAAAGAAUUCGAUAACCAUGGCGUCCUAGAGGAGUCAAACCAGUAAGCCAAGAAUCGUGGCGCCGUAAGAGGAGAAGGGCCAAGAAAUGGCGAGAACCAUGGUCGGCGAUGGGAUGCGGCGGGGGCUUAGAGGCGGCUGGCGGCGGCGCUGACCGCAUGGAGGAGGAGGAGGCGGGGGCACCAUCAUCAUCCUCGUCGUCGCCGCCGCCCAUCGCGCAGCUGGGCUACGACCAGCUGCUGUCCGUCCUCCGCCUGCUCCCGCCCGAGGCCGUGCUCUCCUUCGCCGCCACCUGCCGCGCGUUCCGGGCGUGGGCCUCCUCCGACGCACUCUGGGAGGCGCUGUGCCGCCGCGACUGGGGCGCCCGCACCGCCGCCGCGCUAGCCGAGCGCCGGCGCGAGCGUGGCGGCGGCGGGGUGCCGGCGCCGUGGAGGAGGGUCCACGCCGAGGUCGCCAGGCUAGGCACCCUGUCCGCGCGCCGCGUCCCCGUGAGGGGCGCCUCGCCGCGACCCCGCGCGUCGCACUCGCUCAACCUAGUCGCUGGAUGGCUCGUGCUCUUCGGCGGCGGCUGCGAGGGAGGUCACCACCUUGAUGAUACUUGGGUGGCUUAUACUGGAACUGGAGCUGGAAAUAGACUGCCUACUGUACUUAGCUGGCAGCAAUUAGCCUCUGGCAUUCCAAGUGGGCGUUUCAGUCAUUCAUGCACUCUAGUCAGGGACACAUUAGUCUUAUUUGGUGGAAUCACUGACCGGGGCCAGCGUUUAAAUGACACAUGGAUAGGUCAAGUUAUUUCUGAAGAACCUCGAAGGAUGCGAAUUUCAUGGAGACUGCUGGAGGUAGGUCCACUUGCACCACCUCCACGUGGAGCCCAUGCAGCCUGCUGCGUUGAUGAUAAGUUCAUUGUGAUUCAUGGAGGGAUAGGGCUCUAUGGCAGCCGGCUUGGUGAUACAUGGCUUCUUGAUCUCUCAAAUGGCCUCCGAUCCGGCAGUUGGCAUCAAAUAGGGAACACAUGGCCUUUGCCUCCACCUCGUUCUGGCCACUCUUUAACUUGGAUUGGUGGGACACGCAUGGUGCUGUUUGGUGGUAGAGGAUCAGAAUUUGAGGUUCUUAAUGAUGUCUGGUUGUUUGAUAUUAGUGAUCAUUGCCCAAAAUGGAAGGAGCUAAAGUAUGACUUGUCUAGUGCUCUUGGUGAAAUGCCUUUUCCACGGGUUGGGCAUUCAGCAAUACUUGCCUUGGGAGGCAAGGUCCUUGUGUAUGGCGGAGAGGACUCACAAAGGCGACGGAAGGAUGACUUUUGGAUCUUGGAUACACCAGCUCUACUUCAAUACGAGUCAGGUUCCAAGAAAAUGAUUAAAAGGAUGUGGAAAAAGCUAAGAAUUGAUGGUCAGUGCCCAAAUUACCGAUCCUUCCAUGGGGCGUGUGUAGAUACUUCUGGUUGUUGUGUGUAUAUUUUUGGUGGCAUGGUUGAUGGCCUUGUUCACCCUGCAGAAGCCUUGGGUCUGCGAUUUGAUGGGCAGCUGUAUCAAGUGGAGCUUGUGCUGCAUCUUUAGAAUGUGUAUGUUGUUCCCUUGUAAAUCUGAGAAAUUUCCUAGGUUUGAUCUUUAGCAUCUUGUGUAGUUUGUAAAAACUUCAUCUUAAAUCUGGAGGUCUCCCAGCAAAUAUUGAAAUGACCAGUACCACUACCAUGUCACCCAGCUUUUCAACAAUGUAAGGAUGCUCCAAAUGGUGUCGGCCUGUCAAUUGCUUAUGGGCGCACGCCCAUACCUGUCACUGAUCUGUAAAAGGAACAGUGAUCCUUUGUAUUUUUUUCCAUUAAGGACCGAUCUGUCUGUAUAUGUGGUUUGAAUCUUUAUUCCUUUAUCAUAUUCAUACGUUCCAAAGAAUGUCUGUCAA